AUGACACCACACAGCGAUUCAAUGCUAGCACUAUCGCCUGGAAGGGGAUUAGGAGCAUUCAAGCUAGGCGAAUCACUCUACUCCACCCUAAACCAACUCCGCUAUAACCCAAUUCUAUCAACUUCAUCGAUAACGGUGCACGGCGAUAAUGAUGCAGUUCGUAGCAAUAUUCUCAUUAGACUCAAACCAAGCACUAUCGAUUUGUACUUUGAUGGCGUAACUCAGCGUCUUUCUAGCAUCACAAUAGCACUACCCAGUAUCUCGUUCGAUAUAAUCUACAAUUCGAAAGUUAUUAUCCAAAGAAAUACCACACUUAGUCGCACAGACGCUGGUAUUCUUUUUGGUCCCUGUAGGACCGAUUCCCUCGACCAAUGGCCGGGUAUGAAGUGGUGUUUCAUACACGCGCAGUCAUCUAGCUUCACAAUCAGCGCAAAUCCAAUACCUAUUCUAGAUGGUAUGAUUGCGGAGGCACUGAUUAUACCAAAGAAGAGCGUUCGUUUUACUUUUACAGGUGAUGAUCAAUCGCAUCAUCCAAUACAUAUAUCACGCUCUACGGCUGCUGACGUCGUUGCUCUACUCGGUUCUCCUCAACAAACAUUUGAAAAAAGGGACAACAGAUUGGGAGUUUAUGCGACAAAAAAUCACAGUUCAUCUUCCAAAGGGGUGUUUUACAAUUAUCCUUCGUUUGGUGUUGAUAUCCUCCUCAAUAGCAUCAGUCAUACAGUCGAAAAGAUUAUAUUGCACUCGAAUGUACCGGCUACACCACUAUUUCAGGCGUACAAUCGAUGUAUGUGGCGCAUUAGUAAUGAUGAUAAGGUGAAUGGGAAUAAAUAUGAGAAUGGUAAUGGCAAACAACGUGGAACUGACAAGCAACGUGACCAUGGAAAGCAGCGUGAAAAUGACAAACAGAUUGAAUUCACAGAUAAGAUCGAUACAAUCUUGUCAAAGCUACACAACCACGCACAAGUGGAUAAAAUGGUUUUAGAUAGAGCGCAUGAAGUGGGGCUGAGAGAGUGGGAUGCUAGUAUGGGAAUGAUGGAGCUCGUUAGUAUUGACAGGCUGGGUGUAAUAAUGGAGGUGACCAGGAAGGGAGACGUCUCGAAUGUAUGUAUACACGAUUAG
Wallemia ichthyophaga EXF-994 is the source of this 1122-nucleotide messenger RNA. Its product is annotated as UPF0183 protein At3g. Gene Ontology annotation, cellular component: trans-Golgi network. Gene Ontology annotation, biological process: Golgi to plasma membrane protein transport. Bases 1 to 1122 code for a protein of 373 amino acids. The record is from RefSeq and is a predicted model, not a curated record. The transcript has 3 exons. NCBI's taxonomy places the organism in Eukaryota, Fungi, Basidiomycota, Wallemiomycetes, Wallemiales, Wallemiaceae.